AUGCCAAACACGCGUCCCGGGCUUACCUUGCCUACUCAAGCUCUGCCCGCCGUUCACGGUUCAUUUUGGCUGGAGGUUGACCAAAGUGCCUUCCAUAGAUCCCCCUGCCGUACCUCAACCCACAAUGUCCUUCACUUCCUCACCUUGUGUUUCCUCCAAGGGGGAGGGGGAGGGGUUGCUGCAGAUUUGGCCAAUGAGGGAUUGAGAAGAGCGCUCAAAGACCCGCCCCAACGAGACGGACAAGCAGGAUCCUGGAAAAAGCACGAGGGAAAGAGACAAGACGGGACGGGAGGAGCCAGCUUACCUAACCUGCUUUCACCUUACAGGCUUACACUGGCACCAAGCCUGAGGAAGGUCCCCAUUCUGUCCCCCGUGCAGCGUGGCUGCCCCCGCUCUUGUUGCAAUCCUUCAGUCCCGUCCGUCUCAUUAACCAUCCCCCGGGCUGUUAAGCUUCGGCCAUCGAGGUACCGCGGGCAUCCAACGACCAUCCCCCAGAGCGACUUCUUCAUGCCUUUGUUAUCGCUAGACUAUCAAGCAUCUAGAGGUACAGAUACUACAUCCGACUAUCGCGCUUGA
Molecule: messenger RNA, 576 nt
Organism: Colletotrichum godetiae
Lineage: Eukaryota; Fungi; Ascomycota; Sordariomycetes; Glomerellales; Glomerellaceae
Exons: 1
Coding region: 1-576 (191 amino acids)
Source: RefSeq, a predicted model, not a curated record